Pterocles gutturalis (yellow-throated sandgrouse) is the source of this 799-nucleotide messenger RNA. Its product is annotated as tumor necrosis factor receptor superfamily member 19-like. Gene Ontology annotation, cellular component: plasma membrane. The transcript has 4 exons. Gene Ontology annotation, molecular function: signaling receptor activity. The annotation marks the transcript as partial. Lineage: Eukaryota; Metazoa; Chordata; Aves; Pterocliformes; Pteroclidae. Gene Ontology annotation, biological process: positive regulation of JNK cascade; positive regulation of canonical NF-kappaB signal transduction. The record is from RefSeq and is a predicted model, not a curated record.
GUACCACCAAAGUAAACCUUGUGAAGAUCCCAUCAACUGCUUCCAGUCCUCGAGACACUGCUCUAGCAGCUGUUAUAUGCAGUGCACUUGCGACAGUGCUCUUAGCUCUUCUUAUUCUUUGUGUUAUCUAUUGUAAGAGGCAGUUUAUGGAGAAGAAACCAAGCUGGUCUCUGAGAUCACAAGACGUUCACUACAAUGGCUCUGAAUUGUCAUGUUUUGAUAGACCGCAGCUAAAUGAAUAUGACCACAGAACUUGUUGCCAGUGCCAGAGAAGCACAUCACAGACAUGUGGACCAGUUCACUUGAUUCCAUCGCUGUGCUGUGAUGACACGUGUAGCAUGGAGCACAGCAGUCACAGUUGUGCUUUCCACUCACAGACUACACUUAAUGAAAGAGCUUCUGAUUCUGUUGGAGAAAUGAUUCCUACCUUCCUUGGUUCUCUUUCACACACUACCUGUGGAGACAUUUCAGAUGCCUGGCCUCUUAUGCGAAACUCAGCUUGUUGUGACAGCAUUUCUUACUGUGAAUCAUAUUCAGAACUGGCAGAAGGAUCUGCAAAAUCCUGCAGUCCUGAGAAUGAAAAUGGAGCCACUGUUGAGUCGGUUAAUAACCAGGAUCCAAGUGAAGUACUUAUUUCAGCUAAGUCUCUUGACGGAAACAUUGCAAAGUCCUUUGAAAUCUCCAAACAUAGAACAUGCAUAGAAGUUUCAUCACUUCAGAACUCAGCAGCUGCUGAAACCCAGCCAAAGACAAAGCGUAAUGGAACAGCAAAUGACUCUACAGCCUGAUAAGGAGGUAA